CGAUGGAGAAGUUGACCAGAAACGACAUCGUUGUCAUAUGAAAUCCAGUCGCAAGCCCGAUCUGCCACCUGCGAUCAAGAGGAGAGGCCGAGAGGGGGAGGAGAGGCCGAACUUUGGCGAAUGAUUUUUAGUCUGAAAAUGAGAGAUGAAGGAGGUAAAGUACUGAAGAUUGUGACGUACAACGUCAAUGGGUUGAGGCAACGGAUCUCCCAAUUCAGUUCUCUUCUCAAAUUGCUGGAUUCUUUCGAUGCCGACAUCAUCUGUUUUCAGGAAACAAAGCUGAGAAGGGAAGAGCUGACCUCUGAUGUAGUGAUGGCUGAUGGGUACGAAUCCUUUUUCUCUUGCACGCGUACUAGGGAUAAAGGGCGGACUGGGUACUCCGGUGUGGCGACCUUUUGUCGAUGUAAGUCGGCAUUUUCAAGUACGGAAGUGGUAUUGCCCAUCGCUGCAGAGGAAGGUUUCUCUGGUCUGGUUGAUCGAUCUAGACUUGGGAAAGAUGCUGGGCUAAUAUUGGUCGAGGGACUUAAGGAGUUUGACAAGGAUGAGCUUAUUAAGCUUGAUAGCGAGGGCAGGUGUAUUAUCACCGAUCAUGGUCAUUUUGUUCUUUUCAACAUAUAUGGACCUCGAGCUGAAUGCGAUGACACAGAGAGGAUUAGAUUUAAGUUCAAUUUUUAUAUCACACUGCAGAAAAGAUGGGAGAAUCUCCUAGAUCAAGGAAGGAGGGUUUUUGUUGUUGGUGAUUUCAACAUUGCUCCUUCUGCUAUAGAUAGAUGUGAAGCGAGUGCAGAUUUUGAGAAGAAUGAGUUCAGGAUGUGGUUUAGAUCUUUGCUAUUGCAAUCAGGUGGCCGCUUUUCUGAUGUUUUUAGAGAUAAGCAUUCUAACAGAGAAGAUGCAUACACAUGUUGGCCAUCCAGUACAGGGGCUGAACAAUUUAAUUACGGCAGUAGAAUUGACCAUAUUCUGUGUGCUGGAUCAUGUUUACACGAAGCGGUUGAAGAUCAACAAGGCCAGGCCCACAACUUCAUCAGUUGCCAUGUCCAAGAGUGUGACAUAUUGACAGAGUACAAACGUUGGAAACCUGGAAACACAGCCAGGUACAGGUGGAAAGGAGGGUUGGACAUUAAACUUGUAGGUUCAGAUCAUGCUCCUGUUUAUGCGACUAUACUUGACAUCCCUGACAUCUACCAACAUAGUACACCGUCACUAUCAUCAAGAUAUCUUCCAAUGAUUCGAGGUCUCCAACAGACACUUGUGUCUGUGUUAACUAAACGAGAAUCUUCGACCCAGUCUCAGUCUUGCAAUAUAUAUAGUUCGUCUUCAGAUGGCAAAGCAAGAGUAGUAGAGGGGUGCUCCCAGGAUGAAGAGAAUGAGAAGAAGUCGAGAAAGGAGAAGAAAUCAAGAAAGGGCCUCGGAGUACAGCUUUCAUUGAGGUCAUUUUUCCAGACAAGCUCAAAGCUUGUCAAUGUUUCUGGAAGCUCCUCUACUGAUGUUGAUCUAGAUCAGAAUCAAUCGAGUCAAACUCCAUCAAAUAAUCAGCAUGGAAGUCCAAACCCUGAUGAGUUGAAGCUUAGUGCUCGGACUCAUGAUCGAGAAGAUGGUAAAAGUAGUAAUGCCCUGCUGGAGUGGCAAAGAAUACAACAACACAUGCAGAACAGCAUUCCUCUCUGCAAGGGCCAUAAGGAACCAUGCGUUGCUCGGAUUGUGAAGAAAUCCGGCCCUACUUUCGGACACAGAUUUUAUGUCUGUGCUCGAGGAGAGGGACCUUCAGCAAACCCAGAAGCAAACUGUGGUUACUUCAAGUGGGCUUCCUCAAAAUCCCGACAGAAGUGAAGAUGUAGUUACAUGGUCUAGCUCUUUCUUGUCCCGAGUACUUUUUUAUAUAUAAUAAUCCUGUUACAAGGUGCUACUAGAGGGGAAGGGGAGUUGGCAUCACGAUGAAUCGAAGUAUCGAACAAUGACCUUACAAUGGAAGUGUGCCGACUCAUGUGUGCCGAAAUCACCAGUUAGGUUGGCUCUCGUUCGCCUCUUGUCCCAAGUACUGACUAACAAAUUCUCCUAUACUUUGUGUAAAUAUAAAUAGAACUUUCCA
Messenger RNA from Linum trigynum, 2089 nucleotides. The record is from the annotation of a GenBank genome assembly. Lineage: Eukaryota; Viridiplantae; Streptophyta; Magnoliopsida; Malpighiales; Linaceae.